This is a messenger RNA of Diospyros lotus (date-plum), 1119 nucleotides long. Its product is annotated as WEB family protein At1g75720. The transcript has 2 exons. Lineage: Eukaryota; Viridiplantae; Streptophyta; Magnoliopsida; Ericales; Ebenaceae. Bases 177 to 866 code for a protein of 229 amino acids. The record is from RefSeq and is a predicted model, not a curated record.
CCAAGUAACGAAGCUCCUCCCUUCCUCUCCCCUCUCUCAUAAAUAAUAAUAUUACCCUAAUUCUCUCCUCCCCUGCUCCUUUGAACUUCCUUCUUCCCUCUGUCUUAAGAGAGAGAGAGAGAGCUAUAUAAUUACUAAUUAAUAUUAACGAUCGAUCGAGGAGGAGCUGAGUUGCCAUGGAUGACGGCGGAGCUGAUCAUGCGGUGAUGAGGAGGGCGGAGAUAGACACGAGGGCGCCGUUCCGGUCGGUGAAGGAGGCUAUUUUGUUGUUCGGAGAGAGAGUUCUCGCCGGGGAGGUCUACUCCACCAAGCUCAAAGAGAUGCAGGAAGGGAAUGGAUAUGAUGGGUAUGGCGAAAACAAGCUUGGGACGGUGACGGCAGAGCUAGAGGAGACAAAGCAGAGCCUGGAGAGGGAAAGAGAAGAGAGCUUGCUAAUGGCGACGUGCCUCUCUUCUCUUCAAGAUGAGCUGGAAAGGACAAAGCUUGAGCUCCGGCAGCUCAAGGAAAAGGAGCUAGAAAAACCGGCAAUGGAGAGAGAGAUAGACAUCGAGGAUCUCAAGUUCCAUGUGGAAGACGACGACAAAGCCGCCUUUAAUGGCAAGCCAGGGAGAGCGGCGACCUGCAGCAACGAGUUACAGAAGAAGAGAUAUGUUAGUUUUGCGAAUCCUCCAAUAUCGCUGGCUAAAGUCGUGGUACCACAGCCACAGGGAGAUGCGGAGCUGGAGAGGAACCCUUCUCUGAGACAGCAGCAACAGAAGAAGGAGAAGGAGAAGAAGAUGAAGAAGCCAUUGAUGAUCCCACUGAUGGUGGGUGCGAUUUUCUCCAGGAAGAAACGGAGCUCUGACGUGGCACCACCACAAGCCUGAAAGUGAUGAUUGAGUUGGGAAGGAAGGAAGGAAGGAAAUUACGUUUUGCUUUAAAUAUUAAUAAUUAGCUGUUAAUUUACAUUUCGUGAAAAUCUUAUAUAAUUAAUUAAUAAUGGCCCAAGGUGGGCGGAGAGGCUCUUUUGUUUAGUGACUGAUAUAUAUAAUGUUUUGGGCUUUAAUUAAUGCCUCUCACAUAAUCUAAUUAAUCAGCUCUGUUUAUGAAGAGAUUAUGAAAACCCACUUGUUUUCUUCU